AUGGACGCGAGAGGAGAUGUAUUUUUCUUCUUCUCCACAUUAAAUGGGGGGAAGUUGCAACCAGCGGUAGGCAAAGGGGAGGGGGGGCACUCGGUCCUCCACUGGGCGACUGACCCGGCCGGGCUCUGCUUCCCGGAGAAGCAGGAAAUUGCCAUUCAAAGGCGGCGGCGUUGCAGAAGCGCCCUGGGGAAACGCGCGCGCGGAGGAGAGGCUGCAAAGCGCCCAGGUGCGACUUUUGUGGGGCAGUGAAAGGCAAGACGGGGGAGGGAACCCAAGGAGGGUUUGUUUGAGGGGUAAUGAAGGAGAAACACCUACCCCCCCCCGCCGACGCCUCCCACGCGGAGCACUUUUCCCCGGGAAAUGCACGGGGUGGGGUCGUGGAUGAUCCGCGCUGUGCACUUGCGUCGUGCGGCCCAGGGUGCUGCAGGAUCGCCAAUGCAAGGACCCCCCCUUUUAAAAGCAACCCCCCCCCAGCUCGGAAAAGAAAGGCGCAGCCUUCUGAUGGGAGGGGGGAACAUGCAGCCCGGACAGGAGAAACUCGCUAUGGGGAAAACAGCCUUGCUGGGGGGGCGGGCGGGGUGUUAGAAUUGCUGGUGAGGGUGGGGGAGUUGCACGAGACUUUUCCGCCCCCGGAGCUUUGAAUGUCCGAGGUCAUCAGAAAGCCUGAUGGGUUUAAAUGGGGGGGGGGGGGCGCCGCGCUGAGGUCUUGGCUUCCAGGGUGGUUUCAAAGAGCAAUGCAAUGGGCUUACUUUGAAUCCCUGGAUAUUUUGUUCUCAGGAAAAGACUCGGCCUGUUGUGUUUCCUGGAAAGACAUUCUCAAAGCAGACUUGAUGUCUUCGCCGGAAAGAGAAGAACCAAUUCUCCCGGCCUCUGGGGAAGGAGAGAGAUUGGCAGGUACAGAUUUUUGAACCGUCAAGGGAAAAGGCUAUACAGAAAAGGGAAGAGCACAAAGUAACAAACUUGGGUAGCGUUAAUCUUGAGCCACUCCCUCCCUUUGAGGAAAACCCAGAGAUCAGUGUUAGAACACAGUCUUUGGAUGUAGAAAUUCUAAGGUUCAGUCCUGUCUUUGUGCAGUGCAGUGGUUUUCAACCAGUGUGCCCUGCCACCCUGGGGUGCCUUGGGCAACAUCCACCUUAUUCUUUUUCCUUCCUUCCUUCCUUCCUUCCUUCCUUCCUUCCUUCCUUCCCUCCCUCCCAAAGGCUUGCACAGCUGUUUGUGGCAGCAGCCCUGGCUACAAGCUUCCCAGGUGAAUGGUCCCUCUGGGGCUGGCCAGGGGGUGCUUCCCAGGCCCCUGUGGGGCAGUGUGAGGAGGCAGUGCAAGGAAGUGGGGCAGCUCAGAGACCUGGCCAGGCAACAGCAGCUGCCCAGAGGUCUCCCAAGGAGAAGGGAGAGCAGAGGAGGGUGUUCAAAAAAGGGUGAGGGGCUGCCAGCUCUGCAGGCAAGGGGUGGCAUAACUGGGCUCCUGAGCCCCACAGGGGUGCUGCAGAAAGAUUGCAUUUGGUUGGGAGAAUUCUGGGCCCAAAAAAGGUUGAAAACCUCUGCUGCAGAAGGAUCUGAAGGCAAGGGAACAGACUGCUGAUGUAAAGUGGGACAUUGACCAGGAUAGAAUUCAUAUUGUCCUCCUGGAGGGCAGCAUAUUCGGAUGGUAAACCCAGCUUUUGGUGUCUGCAAAUAACAUUAAAUAAUGCACCCAUAUACACAAAGUUUGAAAUCCUUUGUUUUCUGCUGGAAAUUCAAAAAAAAUUUCUUUUUCUCAAAAUUCACCCCAGAUGAUGGGCGGUACAAUGGGAAUUCUAGGGAGACAUCUAUGCUAUCAUCAGAAACUCCUGCAGCUGAAGAAGGAAAAGAGAUGGUUGCAGAUGAAAGUGAACUUAAAAAGCACGGAGAAGAGAAAUCCUCACCUAUGGAGGUUAAUGCCCAUGAACCCCAAAGCCUGCAGGAAGAUGGACAAGGAAACAGCCAGAAAAUAUGUCCGGUGUGUGGGAAGAUAUUUAGAUAUGAAUCAAACUUUAAAAGGCAUUGCAGAAGCCACACAGGGGAGAAGCCAUUUAAGUGCACUGAGUGUGGAAAGAGCUUGAGCUCAAGUUGGAGCCUUCUUACACAUCUAAGAACCCACACAGGGGUGAAACCGUUUAAAUGUGUGGACUGUGGGAAGAGUUUCAGCGAGAGCAGUACCCUCCUUACACAUACGAGAACACACACUGGGGAGAAACCAUUUAACUGCACGGAAUGUGGGAAAACCUUCAGUAGGAACACUCACCUUACUUCCCAUCAGAGAACUCACACGGGGGAGAAACCUUUUAAAUGCAUGGAGUGUGGUAAGAGCUAUACUGUUAGUAGUGGCCUUACUCAACAUCAAAGAACCCACACAGGAGAAAAACCAUUUAAAUGUACAGAGUGCGGAAAGGGUUUCAAGCAGCCCAGCCACCUUACUAUACAUUACAGAACACACAGCGGGGAGAAGCCAUUGAAAUGCAUGGAUUGCGGGAAGAGAUUCAGCCAGCUCAUUAACCUGACUUCACAUCAGAGAUUACACACAGGGGAUAAACCCUUUCAGUGCAUGGAAUGUGGGAAGAGCUUCACUGAUAGUAGCGGCCUUGCUCAACAUCAGAGAACUCACACAGGGGAGAAGCCCUUUAAAUGUACCAAGUGCGGGAAAAGCUUCCAACGUCCCAGUCGCCUUACUCUACAUUACAGAACCCACACCGGGGAGAAGCCAUUUAAAUGCCUGGAAUGUGGGAAAAGCUUCAGCCAGCCCGGUCACCUUACUCUACAUCAGACAACACACACACGGGAGAAACCAUUUGAGUGUACGAAAUGUGGGAAGCGCUUCAGGAAGAAUGGAAGCCUUGCUUUGCAUCACCAGACGCACACAGGAGGAACCAUUUAGUUGCAUGGAAUGUGCGAAAAACUACUGUAAGCUCACCCAGCUUACCUUACAUUACAUUAGAGAACACACUGGGCAGAAACCAUUUGGAAACGGGGAAUGUGGGAGAAAGUUUAUUUACAGGAAUAGACUAUGCCUACAAUAACACACACUGGAGAGGAACCUUUUAAAUGCCUCAGUGCGGAAAGAACUUUUGUGACAGCAUCAGUCCAUUCCUUAAGGCCUUUUUUUUGCCCCUGGCAACAUUCAACGUCCCCCCGCCCAUCCCUCUUGCUGCCUUCCCAAAGCCAGGUAAACAAGGCGCUGGGCUGUGGGAAGGAGGCAUGAAGGCUCUGAGAGGGUCCUAAAGUCUUCCCACCUGUCAGGGUGCUGUCAGCAGCUCUUGGCCCAGGAAAGUAUAAAGACAAGGAAAAGUUUCUUACAGUCCUUUCCCCUCCUCCCCCCCAAGCUUACAGAGAGAGGCCAUAGAACCCAGCCUCCUGGAUAAUGGCGUUGUCCCGAGUGAAUCUCCACCCCCAGUCUCUCCCACUUCCUUACUCGUCAUCAUCAUCACCUCCUCUACGGGUGCUGCUAAGUGCCCUCUGUCUUUGAGCUCCUUGCUCUCCUACUUUUAAGGCUUGCCGGGUUCUGGGAGAUGGUGGGUCUGGAAUGCUUUCUAGUAGCAACUGAUCAGCCUGCUGCUGCUCUCCUCUCCCAUCAUUUCCCAACUUUCCCCCUCAUCUGCCUCUAAGCCGUUGUAACCUCAAACCCGUUGUAAAUCUGUACAAUGGUACCUCAGGUUACAUACGCUUCAGGUUACACACUCCGCUAACCCAGAAAUAGUGCUUCAGGUUAAGAACUUUGCUUCAGGAUAAGAACAGAAAUCGGGCUCUGGCAGCGUGGCGGCAGCAGGAGGCCCCAUUAGCUAAAGUGGUGCUUCAGGUUAAGAACAGUUUCAGGUUAAGAACAGACCUCCGGAACAAAUUAAGUACUUAACCCGAGGUACUGUACCACUGUACUGUCUUCCUCCUCCCUGAAAGGGUCAGGAUGGGGCCUCCACCACUCCUCCUCAGCCCAGCCCCUCACACCAUCUCCUUCCCAAACUCUAGUAAUCAUUUCCCCAGCUUAGGUAAGAAGAGGAGGAGGAGAAGAAGAGUUUGGACUUGAUAUCCCACCUUUCACUACCCUUUAAGGAGUCUCAAAGCGGCUAACAAUCUCCUUUUCCCUUCCUCCCCCACAACAAACACUCUGUGAGGUAAGUGAGGCUGAGAGACUUCAGAGAAGUGUGACUAGCCCAAGGUCACCCAGCAGCUGCAUGUGGAGGAGCAGAGACGCGAACCCGGUUCACCAGAUUACGAGUCCACCACUCUUAACCACUACACCACACCCUGCCAGAGCCUCUCACCUCCUUCCCAAAUCCCAACACUUCACUUCCCCAGCUUUCGGAAGGCUGUGCAAGUGGGAGGGGCAUCAAAUUUUGGACUCCCCUGCAAUGUGACAAGGCAAUGGGGGGUGCCUGUGGGUUGUGUAGAAGUACUUUUGCAGGAGACUGAGAAAGAGGUGGAAACUAGGCCGUUUUGGGGGUUCCCUUUAUGCAAAGUUUGCUUCAGGAUGCUUGACCUACAAAGGAGAUAGAAACCCUAGAUCAGAACUUUCCAAACUAAAGGGGUUUGCUUGCAAAACUGAAUCACUGUGUUGCGAACUGAUGCAUGUCCAAAAAGUGUGUCGCCAACGUGAAAAGUUAGGAAAGCUCUGCCCUAGAUCUUGGACGUAGACUUUCUUUGGAUAAAUAACAGUAUUUGGAAGGAGUUUAUACAAAAUGUAGUUGCCUAUUAAUAUUUACAUAUGUAUUAGGAUAGUAAUAUCAAAUUUAUAAAAGAAUGUGUGGGUUAGGGCGCUUUUUGUAUAUUGUAUAUUUGGGGGGGGGGUCCCUACCCAUUUUUGUGCCUUUUUCUCUUCUCUUUUUCUUUGCAUCACUUUAUUCCGAAACCUUUUCAAUAAAAUAUUAAUAAAAGAAAGAAAA
Molecule: messenger RNA, 4889 nt
Organism: Podarcis lilfordi (Lilford's wall lizard)
Lineage: Eukaryota; Metazoa; Chordata; Lepidosauria; Squamata; Lacertidae
Source: the annotation of a GenBank genome assembly